AGCAAGGAAGAGAGUGUGAACCAUGUCAAGUGAAGAAGAAGCAACAGCAGCCAAUGUGUUGUCACAGAUGUCACAGAUCCAACAAAUCAGCUGUGAGACAAUUGAAGCUACAGUGAUAAAUGUUGGGCACCACUGUGACGUGGAGACAACUGCACCUCCACAAGGUUGGUUUAGCUUCAAACUUUCCAUGUUAAUAGGUAGAAUAGAUAAUAGGUGGAAUUUAAUCGAGGCACGGCAUCGACAAACCCAGCAUCAGAUUGGAUGAGAUCAACUCCUGUAACUCAGUAAGGCUGGGUUGAUAUCAGGUUCGGUCUUCCCAGAGUUGGUCAGCAGUCCUUCUGCAUCACCAAGAAACUAACAGGAGCUUCUGAAAAACUCUGGGUAGUGGACAGCUGGUUCAGUUUGACCACAUGCCAACACUGAUUAAGGCAACCUAGUUCCCAGGGUCCUCUCCUACUCGGCCCCAGUGGCAAAAGAGAGAGAGAGACUGAAAAACAUAAUGCAUAUUAUGGCAGUCGCAGUCGCAGUCGAAAUGCUUUGUAACUCAUUUCCAAAUAGCCUCUCUUUGAACUUGAUAAAAAUAUUGUUGACAAAAUAUCAAAAUCGAAGGACCCCUCCUGAAUGAUUUCAAUUGUCCAAGGGACAUGUGACUAAGGUCUCUCUCCCUCACCACAGGGACAGAGUAGGAGAGGACCCUGGGAAAGAGGUUAUGAUUAGGGGGAGACGGACUUGAUUGUUUUUACUUCAUGUGUAGUUUUUUCCUUAUAUUAGUCAUGGAGAUAGUGCAAGCAGAGGUUCCAGAUGAGGAAGCAAAUGAAGUUCUCCAGCAGGUGCAGUCAGCUGUGCAGACCAUACAGCGACCAAAUAUGGUGGUCACCAACGAUCAAGUGCGUUCUCAACUUGACACUACUGUUGUCGCUGUGCUACCUGUUGCAGUAGCUCCAGCUAAUUCUGCUACAGGUGAGUUAAAGUAGGAAACACCUAUAAUGGAUUUAUAAGUGUUCUAGGUUUGUAGAAUUAAUAAGAAAAGCAAGAAAGACUGCUGGGCACUGGCCAUCUUGGGACACAGGAAAUUAAAUGCAGAGUUGGACUUUUCUAAACUCACAUUCUACAUUGUACCUCUUAAAAAGCUAAGGGUCAAUGUUGUUAUAAGAGCCUAUUUCUGCUGUUCCCCUCUCCCCCAAGAUGUGUUGAUUUUGUUGAAUCAAAACUUGAAUGUAUAACACCAACAGUGCACUGGGCGGGAGGAGGGAGAGGAAAAAUGCGUCAUUUUGACAACUGAAGAUAUUGUGUUUUUGUCUUAAGAGUUUUGACCAGGGUUGUAGAAAUACACCGUGUAACACUGGAGUUGGGGGUGCGGAUAAAGGGGUGAAAACCUCCCACCUCCUGUUUCUUGCAUUGCAUUCCCAGUUCCCACCCCUUUUUUCUCGACUUCUUCCUCUAAGCCAUUUUUGGAUUGCAAAAUAUUAAAAUUAAUAUAUAUGAUAAAUUUUAUCAUUGUUGCAUAAUUUUCCCUAAUUGCUCCUGCUUCUCACCCUUUAAGAACCCCCAUCUUCCGUCUUUUCUCUCCCACCUUUCCUUAUUGUUCCCGUUGCCCUAGUAAUAAGUUUUUAACCAAAACUUGUUUUCAUUUACAGCAACAAGGGUUGUUUCAAGUGGAGGUAAUUUAUUUUUCUGUCUGUCAUAGUUACCCUUGUUGAAUGUUGCUUGUCAUUUUAAUAUCAGAUGUUUUUUGUGAAAUUGUAAUUGGAUCAGUGGAGCAGUCUACUUGAAAACAGUUAUGCAGUGCGGUGAGAUAGAGAUAAAUCGUUUAUUAAAAAAGAAACACCUCGCAGUCCGAAGACUGAAUUACGUGUAUAAUAUACAAGUUAUAGUUAAAAUGGAUUUAAAAAACUAUAAUAAUAAAAAUGUACAAAUCUAACAAAAACAUUUCACUUAGGAUAACCUUGUGUUAGGAAAAUAUACAUACUUAAACAAAUUUAUUUACAUUCUUAGGCUAUGGCUAACAAUAAAAGAUUUUUUAAGACGAUCAGUCUUGCACACUGGCACGUUAAACUUUCUAUUGCUGCGCAGCUGCCUAUGGUGCUCAGCUUUAGGUGGGAGCAGACCUGCAGACCUGCGGACCUGCAGUGACUUGAAAGAAAGUACUGACUUCCUAACAACUAAUUUCACGUUUGCCGCUUACUCCGUUCUGUGGGGACUGAAAUCUUUUUAAAUGAUUAUUUCUGACUUGUCUUAAGGAGGAAGAGUUUACCCUUGUGAAUACUGUGGCAAAGAAUUCAACAAAUCGUACAAUCUCAAGACCCAUAUUCGUGUUCACACUGGGGAACGCCCUUAUCAGUGUGAUCAGUGUGGACAUGGAUUCGCUAACUUAGGAGAUCUCAAGAGACAUGCAAGAACACACACGGGAGAGAAACCAUUCAAGGUAAGAGUCUUUUGCCAGUAAAAUCUCUACUUCACUGUGGAACCUUUUCUGAGAUGGUGAAAGAGUUUUGAUACCUUAAACUAGGGUGUUACUGAAGACUGUUAUAUAUUACUUUUAAACCUUGUCAAGACCUUUUGCGCUGCCACGAAAAUCAUACCGGAUAGGUCUUCUGUUCACAAAUAAACAUUGAUGUGGCAGCACGAUUUCUGAGAGGACGCUAAACCGGAGAGUCAUAUAUCGGUUAGGUGUUCAUUCAAGAGUUCAUACUAUCCCGAAUAGCUUUUCGUGGCGCAACGAAGAUACCCUAAAGAUUGAUUUCACUGACGCAUUUUUGUCUACGCACGUUAACGCACGUAACUUUUAAUCACGUAAAUAAAAUAAAGGCAAGAUAUAAAGUGCCGAGAUUAAACAUGAGGUUUAGCGAGGUUCUACUUUUACGCUUACGUGCGACCUUUCAUCAUGUUCAUACGUUGCCUCUAUUUUAUUUGCGUACGUAAAUUUUACGCGCGUACGCAGGUAAAAAUUACGUGACCUUGGAAAUCAACCCUUAGAAAUCCGCAUUAAACGUUAAGAAAUAUAAAAUUUACAAAACUUAUCCUUGUGUAUACAAUACUUUGUUGCAAACAUUUGAUUUUUAUGUAUCGACUCAACAGACACUGCUUUCUCUCUUUUAGUGUGAAUUCUGUGGCAAAGUGUUCUCAGAUUUUGGAAGUCACAAGCGUCACCUUCGCCUUCAUACGGGGUUCAAACCCUUUACAUGUGAACACUGUGGUAGAGAUUUCACUCGAUUGGACAGCUACAAGAACCACAUAAGAUUACACACAGGUAGGAAAAGUCUAGCUGCAAAGUUCACCAGCGUAACGAAAAGUUUCGGAAAAUGUUCUGUUACUUUCAGUUGUAUAAUAUUACUAGUUUACAAGUGACUCGACGGCUGCCAUAUGUCCUGAAAAACAAAGGCGUUUCUCAUUGCUAAGAUUACACUCCUUUUUCAUUCCUUCCCCACAUUUAACAGGUUGUUGUUGUUGUUUGUUGUUUUUUAUAAAUGAAAUUAAAUCUCCUCGUAUUAAUAAGACGAGCUGCCUUACACCCAUUUUAUAAAUUUCUCAAAACUUUUAAAUCAUCCUAGGCUACAAAAGGAGGCGGUUUUUUUCUCAAAAUAGUUUGUUCAACGCGCGAAGCGAAGCGAAGUUUUAAAACUUCCUUUUUAUUCUUUUAUGUUCGUCUUCUGUGUUUUUCAAAUUAGAUAAGAAUGAAUUUUUUUUUCAGGUGACCGUCCGUAUAAAUGCGACACUUGUGAAAAAGAAUUCAACUACCUCACCACCUACAAACGGCACUUGAACAUACACAAAGGAGAGAAACCAUUUGCCUGUGAGCACUGCGACAAAAAAUUCACCCGCCUAAAUUACCUAAAAAACCACCUCAACACACAUGCCAAACACGCUAGUCAGGAGAGUCAAACAGACUUCAAGUUCGAUGACGCUUCCUCACAAUCUCAAAUGGUCGUGGAUGGCCAGGAAGGCCUGGAUUCUAUGGAAGAGGAAACCGCUGCCCAGAGCAUACAAAAUGACAAAAGCGAGGCUGAUAAAGCAGAAGGUGAUGGAGGAACGGACGCGAAUAAGGACGACGAGGUACUUGGGACUGUCGCCAAAUUCGACGGUGUAAUAGCGAUUCUUGUUCAGCCACUUCUUUAUGAAAUGCUUGUACAAAAGAAAGGAUAGGUCUUCUACAUUAUACCGGUAUAUCGAGAAGUGUGGUAGCUCAUUAAAACCUCUUAUUUCGGUCGACCUCUAUAAGUCGCACGUCCGUUCUUUGUGGACUAGUUCCAUUGUUAACUUUGUUUGGUUAUUGUUUUCCCGGCCAAUCUAGUGAGUCCUUGUAAGAGCCUGAUCAAAUGAGCCGGGCUGGCUAAGUUUGCCGCGGUGACGUUCAUCCGGGUAUCACAAGCCUGCGAUCAUGGCUUCCCUAGGAGGGCAAAGGAGGGCAUAGAUCAUUAGAGAGCUUUAGAUUCUGAGACGAGGACGACUACGAGUACGAGAUUUUCUCAAUACUAAGUAGUGCUCGCGCGAGAACCAGCGUCAUUUUGGCGGGAAAACGUGGUAGUAGUCGUCAUUCUACUACUAGUUUUAGCGAGAAUGUCGUAGUGGCGGGAACAAGUUUAAUCAUUUUGCGACCGGGAAGGGCUAAACCUUCUCCAAUAAAAAGAUAACCUCACUAAUUUUUCAGGUGAAAAAUUAUACAGUGAAGCUUUCCGGGUUGAAUAUUUUUCGAGAACACGCGAAAAAACUUUAAGUUAAAAACUGCACUCGUACUCUUUCCUCGUCCUCAAAUCUAAAGCUUUCUAUUUAUUUACCAGAUCACAUGUCAGCGUGCAAAGAAAGUCGUGUCUGAUAGCCCAGGGCUAGUGGAUUUUGCUAUCGGGCUAGUGGUUUUUGUUCUUAACUUGCCCGACGGGCAAAUGCUGUUUUUUUGGGAAAUUCAAAUUACAGAAGGAUUAAUCCUGCUAAUCAAAAGGGUUUUACGGCUAGUUGAAAUGACUUGUUGGCUAGUACAUACUAGCUACAGCUUGCCCGAAUGGCAGGCUGUAAAACUGGCCUUCUUUGCAUCCUGCAUGUAAAAAACAGUAUUUAUUAGAUUUUUUUCUGAUUAGCCCAGACACAGUUAUGCUCUGAUGGGCUGGAGAUUUGGUUUGACGUCCCACGUUCAGAAAGAAACCGUAACCGAUUUCCCUAGUUAACGUACAUUGUUUGCCGGGCUAAGUUUUGUUUUCUCAGAUUCUCUGCCGAUAUUAGUAUUGAAAUGAAACUCCAGAAAUACUGAGCUUGUGCUAGCUUUCAAAGACACGAUAAUUGAACAUAGGAGUUAGGUUUAAUCUAAAAGCUGAUUUUUGUUGCGUUUAAUUAACGCGUCCCGGUUUUGGCAAAGUGAACCAGCCUGCAAGACAGAUCACCUGUACCAGGCACUAACGCUUGAAGGAUAAGAAAUAAAAUCUUCACUGAUAAGUGGCGAUUGGUGUUUGGUUACCCUGUUCUAGGCUCCAAAAUAGUGGGGCGAAUGGUUAGCUUGUUCCAGGCUCCAAGAGAGUAGGGAGAACGUAUCGCAGUUGACCAGGUGCAAAUUAACCUCGAUGCUCUAAUCACAGUUUUUCUCUUCUCAAAGCAACAUGCCUUUUUGUCAUUUCUUUCCAGAACGACGUCCCAGGUACAGCCAGAACUUCAGAAACAAAAGUCCCAGAUACCUCUCUGCUGCAGCAAGUUACGCAGGUUUUGGGCGAAAUCGUCCCUCAUAACCUGAGCGCCGAGGUGACCGAAGGGGCCGGCGGACCUCAGAUCGUUGUUCAAGGCGCUGACCAAGAAGGAAGUCAGUUUAAAAUCACUUUAGCUCAGCAACUUCUGCUUGCGCAACAUCUACUAAACCAGGUGCAGACACAACGGAAUGGACGCGGAGGGACUGAUGCGGAUGACGGAGAACCCGACGUGGACCAGCCGCAAAUAACGACAGGUUAGUUUCGCGACAUGUAUCCUUUCGGGGGAGAGGUGGGGAAGAGCAGGCUUCUGUAAGUUGUUUUACUGUGUCACGAAAUUUAUACAAAAGUCAAACAGUGGGAACUGCCACCAAACCAGGUGAAACAUAAAAAUAACAUUAAGGGUCUCUUUACAUGAAGGUAGGGGACCCCAGGUAGGUGAGGUAACAUGUGGCGCGUUACCCCACCUAUCAUGUAAACGUGAUCACAUUAAAUUGAAAGGUUAUGUGGACAGGCGGGUUACCUCACCUAAGCGGGUUACCUCACCUAUCUGGGGUACCCCACCUCCAUGUAAACGGGCCCUAAAAGAAGGUAUAAAUAACACAGCGAAAACAAAAGGAGGAACUGAUGGACAAACUUGAAGAAGAUUGUAACGGACUGAAAUUCCUGGACUUGAAAACUUGUUAGCCAAACAGUUUUGUUGUGUGUAACUUUUAAAAAAAAAAAGUUUCGGAGACAUUAUUUGUCUCACCAGGAGCCGAUAACUUGGACUCCUGGUCUCACACAAAGUUGUAAUUCAGUCAUUCGCAAGAUUUCUCAAUUUCCAUAGCAAAUAAGGACGCCCAAUCAGCAUUAGUCACAAAAGUGAGACAGCUGGCGUUCAUCGCCGUUAUUCCAACUUACUUACUUUGUAUAAUGUAGGCGAACUCUCCUGGAGCUGAAAUCCUUAAAACCAUUUCCAAGUUCAGAAAGAGAAAGAAAAGUUCGUGGUCGCCUGUUUACGUCCUCUAUAAAACGCUUAAUUAGGCAUUUUCACGACGAAGUCGUGCAGUGACGAAAAAGAGAAAUGUACAAAAAAGCGUGACGCACGUGCAAAGUUGUUGUUUUGCUAGUCUAAGGGCCUGUUUACACGGAGUGGGGGACCCCGGUCUAGUGGGGUUGGUUUCUUUUGUUUUCACGCUUCGGGGGACACAAAACAAAAGAAACCUACCCCACUAAACCGGGGUCCCCCACUCCAUGUAAACAGGGUCUAAACCUAUUGCUUUUUUGAAGUUCUCGCUGCCGUCGCCGUCGUCAGAUCUUAAGGUCCCUAAUUUGUUGAUCGGGAUUUUCCGGACAUAUAAGAACCACUCUAUUCCUGAAGCCGCCUCUUAUAUACGGGCUGAGUGUUUUAACGUCCUUCGGUCCUACUACAAAAGUUUGUCCGGUUUUUCUUCCUCUAGAAAACCUGACAUUUCUGAAUACCUGAUUCUCUGGUUAACUGUCUCUAAGACAGACUCUUUGCAAGUGAUGUCCGUAAAACAUAGGAAGUGAAGAAAGGCAAGGACCAACUCUAGGUGUCCGUUUUCACGGGGUGUCCAUUAAGAGAGAAUCGACUAUAGUUCUUCUUUCGUUUUUAAUAUUUCAGUGACCAUUCCCGAAAUAACAGCUGAGCUGGCAGAGCAAAUCGUCAACCAGGCAGCCGCGCAACAUGUGGCUGGAGAGCCUACGUCUAUACAGACGAGUGCGGGAGAUAUCCUUAUUCAGAGCUCAGCAGGGGUGCUACAUGUCCCCGAAGGGGCAACUGCCCAGGAAUCCGGGCAAGCGGGGAUGGUCAUCGGAACUGAAGUGGUGGAGGACUCUGGUGGAAAUCAUCAUGACGAGGUAUUUAAUGUGGCUUAGUUCUUCGCGAAUCGAAGGCCGUAAGGCGGUUUGAACGUUUCGCGUCUCACUUCGCACAAGAGUUUUCUUUCAAUUAAUGACUUGUGUGCAACACGGAUUUCUUGUCAACAUCGAGACCCUUUACCCCAACAAGAAAUAUCUUGAUUCAGCGUCUUGCGGGGCUGCUUCGUGCCACUAAAGGGGGACUGGGGCCCGUUUCUCGAAAGUCCCGAUUAUUAAGGGGCACGGUAAGCUGUCUCCGUUUACAUUAAAGAUCGAGGUUUCAAUAGUUUUGCAUAUAACGUGAUAAAACUAUCAGUUAAUGAAAGAAAAUGGAGUAGUUUGCUAGCCAGAACCCGCGCUCUUAUUCUUUAUAUUUCGAUUUGAAUAUUUGUUUUCGGGCCCGAAAAGUUACCGGGACUUUCGAGAAACGGUUCCCUUGGUCAGGAAUCAGGGCAAUCAGGGACCGUGGUCAAAACUGAUUGUUACUUUUGUGGAGGUGUUAAACAUGCCUAAAGGUAAGGGAUACUGUGAUUCAGAGUUCUACGAGGGUGUUACAUUUCCCGGAAGUGGAAACUACCGAAUAAUCUAGGCAAGGAGAGAUAUGGUCAUUUGCCCAAAAGUGGUUGACCACUUGAGGAAAGGUCAACAUGCCUGUACUAGUUGCUCUAGCAAGUGUGAGCUGUGACGCGGUAGAAGACAAAGGCCCAAUAUUUUCCUUGCUUGUCUUGCAUGUAAAAAUGUCUGUUUUUCUUAUUCAGGUUGUUACAGAGCAUGUGCUUCAAGAGAGUACCACUGUCCCAGUGACGUCAGAAGACGGUGUGCCGCUGGUCGAUAGUAACGCCGUAUACGUGGCCAUUGAUCCCAACCAACCUGAUGUACAACAGCUUCUGGGUCAAAUUCAAGUGAUGGCGGCGGCUUCACAAGUACAACAGGCAAAUGAAGAGGAAAGCCACAGUCUAGGAGAAAGCUAACGACCCUAGUUGGCCUAGAAACGGCUUAAAAAGUCUUUGUCCGUAUCGAUUCUUUCGAAGGAAAUCUCUAGAAAGAACUUUGUACUAAUUGUGUAAAUAACAUCUCGUUCCGUAUUUCUUUGAAAAUUCCGGAAAUAGUGGGCGCUUUCCAUUUAGAAAAAAAACCCGGAAAUUUCGGUGGUAGCAAAAGUGGAAUUUCCGAUUGGUAAAAAGUUGUUCCAUUUGGUCGUAAACCCCGGUACAUGGCGGUGCCCGACCGUGGACCUGGAACUGGUACAAACUGCGAGAAACGUAAAUGGAACACGAGAUUCCGUUCGGAAAUUCCAACCGGGAAAACGGGACCACCUUUUUAGAUUUUCCACUUUUUCUGGGAAUUUUCCAGUGGGACGAACCGACGAAACGUGUUCCAUUUACCGCCGAACCGGAAAUUCCGGAAAUUUUGAGUAAAUGGAAAGCGCCCAGUGUUUCAGUGUCAGACCAAAAAAAAUUGUACGAUAUUUUCGCAUUCUCUCGAGUUUCGCCUUCAAAUUUCCAUCGCGUUGCUAUUUCAAUAAUGUCACGUGAUAUGGUUUGGCCGGCGACCAUUUUCUCAAUUCACUACUUUCCCAUUAACCAUAAUCAGCCGUAAUACAGCUUGUUUACCCCCAAAAUUUUGCAAAAGUAUUGUUUUCAAGUUCUCUUGGGAGGAUUGAAAAUCCCAAGAGAAAUUGGAAACAAUGCUUUUGCAAAACUUUUGGGGGGUAAAGAAGCUGUAUUAAGGGAAUGUGAAAGAAGCGAAUGUCUUCAUGUCCAUUUCUCAGCUCGUUAGCCUGUGUUCAGCCUCCCCUCAGGAAUUUUUUUUAAGGGAAGCGGCGUCUGUACACAGGCUACCAAUCGUGUGCGCCUUUAACUUCACCUCACCUUAUUUCACACAGGUGCCAGCAUUCAUUUUGUGUUUCUCUUGCUUAUUUCAAUUUUCGAAUUCCAUCGGGGAUGACCGAUCAACAAUUAUUUCAUUGACGAUCGCGUCCACCGUAUCACGUCAUAAGGCUGGGAAUUGGAGGCGAUAUUCGUAUCCUUUUUCCAUAUUUUAUUUCCUUUUACACUAGUUGAAGAGACUACUGGAAAGUAGACUUCUAUUUCAAGCUUAAAUAAUGAUAGUUUUAACAGCAGCAAUGCAGUUUUGCUUUCUUUGUGUCUCAAUGGCACAUGGUCUCGAUUUUCCCAAUCGAUAAAUCUAAGUAUCUCGAGAAAGGGAGAAUUAAAGAACAACAAACUUAAUGAUGUAGAGGUUAAUAAAACUCAAUUUUCUUUAACUGCGUGCCUGUUACAAAAUUAAAUCUGAUGAACUAUAAUCCACUUUCAAUCUUGCAAUUGUGCGUUUUCCCCAAAGAAGACUGCAAAGUAGCCUUGUAUUUCAUACGUUGCUUCAAUGGAAACGCGUGGGCUCUGAGACGAACGUGACACAAGACUCGGUGAGAGACGUCGCCAAAAUGAGUUUUUUCUUUCUUUCUUUUCUUGAAUCUAUGUGACGUACAAACAUUAUAACUAAUAGCUUAAAUUUUGUAAACUUUAAAAGGUGUCAAAACCUGCAGGCAAUUGAAAUGUAAUCUUAGUCUAUAACACACUCGAGUAAACAAACCAGGGAAACAUAAAACGG
Messenger RNA from Porites lobata, 10139 nucleotides. The record is from the annotation of a GenBank genome assembly. Lineage: Eukaryota; Metazoa; Cnidaria; Anthozoa; Scleractinia; Poritidae.